GCGGCGGGCGCGCGGGGUUGGUGGUCGUGUCAGCGCUGAGCCCAGCGUGGCGGCGGCGGCGGCGGGAGGGAGGAGGAGGAGAUGGCGGCCGCCGCGGAGCUGCAGGGGAAAUACCAGAAGCUGGCUCAGGAGUACUCCAAGCUUCGAGCUCAGAACCAAGUACUGAAAAAAGGGGUUGUAGAUGAGCAAGCAAACUCUGCAUCUCUGAAGGAGCAACUGAAAAUGAAGGAUCAAUCCCUGAGAAAACUCCAACAAGAAAUGGACAGCUUGACCUUCCGAAAUCAGCAGCUUGCCAAGCGGGUGGAGUUACUUCAAGAUGAGCUUGCCUUAAGUGAAGCUAAGGGCAAGAAGAACAAGAAAAGUGCAGAAUCCUCAUCUCAGUUGAGUCAAGAGCAGAAAAGUGUCUUCAAUGAAGAUCUUCAGAAGAAGAUAGAAGAAAAUGAGCGAUUACAUAUACUUUAUUUUGAAGCAGAUGAGCAGCACAAACGUUUAGAAGCAGAGCUGAGAACUAGACUUGACGUUUUGGAAACUGAUGCUGCCCAGCAUCAAGCUGUGGUGGACAGCUUAACGAAGAAGUACACGGAUACCAUAGAAAAGCUGCAGAAUGAUAAAGCCAAGUUAGAAAUCAAGUCUCAGACACUAGAAAGAGAAGCUAAGGACUGUAGGCAUCGAACUGAAGAAUGCCAGCAACAGUUAAAGAAUCUUCAAGCAGCUUUGGGCAGUAGACUGGAAGAAUCUCUAUGCAUAAUCAAUGAGAAAGUACCUUUUAAUGACACAAGAUCUAAUCGAUACAAUGCUCUGAAUGUACCAUUACACAACAGAAGAUAUCAGCUGAAGCUGCGAGACCUUGCUGGCCAGGCACUGGCUUUUGUUCAGGAACUCGUAACAGCUCUUCUGAACUUCCAUACAUACACUGAGCAGAAGGUACAGAUCUUUCCCAUUGAUUCUGCAACGGACACUAUAUCACCAUUAAAUCAGAAGUUCUCACAGUACCUUCAUGAAAACGCUUCGUACGUUCGCCCUCUGGAGGAAGGAAUGCUGCACUUGUUUGAGAGUAUUACAGAAGAUACUGUGACAGUCCUGGAAACAGCUGUGAAAUUGAAGGUCUUCUCAGAACAUUUAGCUUCAUAUUUAUGCUUUUUAAGAAAGAUUCUUCCUUAUCAGUUAAAAAGUUUGGAAGAAGAGUGUGAGUCUUCUCUUUGCACAGCUGCUUUAAGAGCUAGAAAUAUGGAGCUACAGAGAGACAUGAAAAGGUUGACUGCAGUCUUUGAGAAGCUACAUACAUACAUUAGUCUUCUUGCCUUACCAAGUACAAAACCAGAAGGACUUCUUAGGACUAAUUACAACUUGGUGUUUACAAACAUUGCUACAAGUCUUCAUGGAUUUCAUGACAUUUUAAAGGAUAUUUCCAAGCACUACAGUCAGAAGGCUACUUUAGAACAAGAUAUUCCAACUGCCACACAGAAACUCAUAACUACAAAUGACUGUAUUUUAUCCUCUGUUGUGGCUUUAACAAAUGGAGUGAGCAAGAUUGCUUCAUUCUUUAGCAACAACUUGGAUCACUUCACUACUUCCUUGAGCUGUGGCCCCAAAGGAGGAACAGAGUUCAUCAGCCCUCUUUCAGCUGAGUGUAUGCUGCAGUAUAAGAAAAAAGCAGUUGCCUACAUGAAGUCUUUGAAGAAGCCUUGUUCAGAUUCGGUGCCUUAUGAAGAGGCUUUAGCCAAUCGCAGAGUUCUUCUGAGUUCCACAGAAAGUAGAGAAGGUCUUGCACAACAGGUCCAGCAGAGUUUGGAGAAAAUUGCAAAACUUGAACAAGAAAAAGAACACUGGAUGUUGGAAGCCCAGCUAGCUAAAAUAAAGCUAGAGAAAGAAAACCAAAAGCUGAAGAACUCUCUUAGUGGACAUUUAACUGAAACUAUUCAAGAGCGUUCUGUUUUGCCAAACAUAUCUGAACAAGAGAAGGAAGACACAGAAAAGAGUCCAAGGGAACCUAUUGAGAGUACUAGUCUGAUUGGAAUGUUGACUGUAACUACUGAUAAUGAAAAGGCUCCAGAUGUUGAGUCUCGUGAAGACCUGAUAAAAACCCACUAUAUGGCAAGGAUAGCAGAACUUACAUCUCAUCUGCAGCUUGCUGACAGCAAAUCAGUACACUUUCAUGCUGAGUGUCGAGCACUUGCCAAAAGACUGUCUUUAGCCGAGAAGUCCAAGGAAUCCCUCACAGAAGAGUUGAAACUAGCCAGUCAAAACAUCAGUAGGUUACAGGAUGAAUUGAUGACAACAAAGAGAAGUUAUGAGGAUCAGUUAAGUAUGAUGAGUGACCACCUCUGCAGUAUGAAUGAAACCUUAACUAAGCAAAGGGAAGAAAUUGAUACACUAAAGAUGGCUAGUAAGGGAAAUUCUAAAAAGAACAAAAAUCGAUAGCUUACAGCUAAUCAAGGGUCGUCAGAAGCUGCUGCUGCUGCUGCACAGGAUGCAGAUAGAGAACCUUCAUUGUCCAAUUCCUGUUUGUUCCAGGAUGCAGAGGGUCCUAUUGAGUCUAGCAAAAACUGCCUUGGUGCUGUAAAUGGCUUUAAAAUAAUUAGAACUUGUAACAGGUAAAACAGAACUUAGAUGUUGGCUCUCAAUGAGGAAAUACACACUCUGUGGAUAAUUUAUAUAGUGAUGACCUUCAGUUUUUACUGUGCACUUUUUACAACUGGGUUUUAAUUUCAUGUAAUAACCUCAGAUUUUGUAUAUUUUCAAAUACGAUUAUGCAUUAACAAAUUUGGAUCUGUGCAGUAGUUGUCCAUUUCUGAGUUGUACAUUAAAUUGUCAACAUGUGUACAUUCCUUUCCUUGUUAAAAACAGUUAAACUAGUUUCCAGCCUUUAUUGGGUCAUGCAAGCUGUGCAGUUACUCUAAGUGUGUUAUUCCUCUUCUCAACCUUUUUGAAUUAAUUGGAAUUGUGGCUUUAAAUGACUUCUAUAAAUUCACAAAGGUAAAUGGGAUAGUUAUUUCAGACCGCUAUAGUGGAAACUUUCGCUGCUUGUAUUUGGCACUUUGGAUUUUGAAGAGCACAAAUAGCUGAAUUGGGAUACUUCUAUGAAAUUGAUUUAAGCCCUUACUUAGGCAUUUUGUUUACACAUAUAUGUAUAUAUAUUGGCUGAAAUAGUUUAAAGCUAGAGGAAGUUGUGAUCAUAAUUUGCCCCAAAACAGUGAAACAAUAUGUGUGUAGAAUAGGUCAGUUUACUGUGCUCUCGUAUAGUAAAGAAGAAUACGAAAUAUAUACAAGAUAUAAACAAUGGAUUUGCAAAAAGUCUUCAUGGAAUUUCAGUCCUGGUGGAUUUACUGGGGGAAUACACAGGGCUUUUUCUGAGUUUUGGGAAGAUUGUUAACCUUAGACCCCUCUUUUUUUUUUGUUUUUUUUCCAAAGUUAAGCCUAAUACCACAAGUUUUCACAGCUUUGAUUUAUUUUAUCUUUAAUCAGAUGCUGUGUGGCUCCACGCUUUACAUUGAUCUUCUGUUCCAUAAUUUGCAUUAUGGCACUUACUUGUCCCAUAAGGGUUUAUUCUGGUAUCAGCUGUGUCAAUAUGUAUUAUCAGUAUGUAAUAAUAAAAUCAACUACAUGAAACUAGCUUAAUUUUUUUUUUUUCUUAAUUCUACCCAGGUUGCAUAGUGUGGUAUUGUGGUGAGGUGUUAACAGCUAUUUACAGUGAGAUGAGCUUGAGUAAUUAGACCUGUUUCAUUACUCUUAGUAGUGCUUCUCUUCAAGACAGGCUGCAUUUCUGUACCUACUGCUGUAGAGUGCAAAGUACACCAAGUCCUUGUUGGCAUUUCUCACACUCUUACCUACUCAAAGGUAAACAAACACCUGAUCUGUAAUGAUUGCAGCUGUGGAUCUGUUAUGAUAGAGCUUUCCUUUUAAUGAGAAGAUGGAUGUGGUCAUGAAACUGGAGAAGAGAUGGGGGCAGCUUACAUGGUUUCCAACUAGGAACAUGUUGAAUUAAGAACUACAUGGUGGUGCUAAUGAAGGUUGAGAAGUGUUUACUUUCUCUCUAACCAUUUCAUUGAAGCAGAUGCAGCUUCAGCUGUUUCAGUUAGGGUUGGAAGCUUCUUUCCAAUUCUUUUGAAAUUGCCUUUUCUGAGGACCUUCAUCUUGCAGUAGAGGUGCAUAUUCAGAUACUUUAAUUCUCUGAACCAAACUGCUGAACUUGCUACUGAUGCUCUUUCCCAUGAGUGGCUGUGUUCAGAAAAAGAUUUUGCUCUAUGCCAUUUUAGACAGGCUUUGGAGACUGAGCAUUUUAAAAAAAGUGCAUUAAAAAAAUUCAGUGUGUCUCAAACUGAUUUUACAACAGGGUGCACCCCCAACAUCAAAACUGAAAUUAAUCUAGAAUGUAUAGAUAUUUCGGUAUAAUUCCAAUGUACAUUAGUUUAUGAGCACUUUUUACCUCACAGUAUCUAUUUGGAAAUGUAUUUGGAUGUCCUCCUCACCAAUCGGCAGUAAAUGUGCUUGGAAAGAGAUUGUUAGGAUCACUCAGGCUGCCAUCGGAUUUUCAAGGAAAUGUUUUCAAGUAAGUUCCAGACAAUUGUAAACUAUCAAUACAUAAAAAUAGAAUAUCAGAAAAAGAUGUAAAACAGUAUUUGGGUACUGCUGUAGAAUGCUGUGCAAGGGCAGAGUAUGUUUACCUUAGUAGCGUUAGAAAAGAGCAAGCGGAAAUGCCCAGCUGGCUUGUGCUUAUCCGCUGACUAAGGGAUUCUGAAUUGCUUUCUGCACAUCUCAGAUGCUCUUAAAUAUCUAAGUUGGUACUGAACAACGCUCUGCUGUUAAAAAGCUUAAGACUGUCUUCAACAGAGCAGCAAAGAAUUCAUCUUUGAGACCAAGUUUUCCAGACACAAAUUUGAACAACUUUGUUUAUAGGAAAUGCUCUGUGUGAACUGUUACAGAAUACACAAAACUUGGGCAAAAAAAUUGCACUAAUACUGGAAUUAAUGUCAAAAAAUUUACAGUGUGAAUACUUACUUCCUAGUUGGCUAAUCAGGAAACUAAUGAUAAACUGUUGUAAAGUAGGAAAAUCUUUAGAGCAAUACAAUGUAAAACCAGGGUUAAAGAAAAGUCCUACUGCUAGUUAGUUUUUCGUAAUGGAAAAUUCAUUAAACUGUCACAUCAAAUACAAGGUUUUUUAAGCCUUUUUGGAGUGCUUAAUUUCUUCAUAAUGUUUGGCACUUAUUCAUGAAUAACGAACCAAAUCAGCAACAAUGUUUCCUAAUAAUGAUUUUAGUAACUGCAUCUUCAAAGGUUCUCUCUCAACUUUGCUUUAAACCCAUGUUAACACUUCAAAGAUUUCAGAACGUCUAGUGAGCAUAGAUUCUGAACAAACAUCCCCAAUAACUAUUCUGUGUGUUCAAAAUAAAUAUUUGCUGUAACCAAGGAUGAAUUUAACUUCAGGAUUGCUCCCAUUAAGAACUACUGCUUCACAAAUUUUGAAGGUACCCAAGAAGCACCAAACACAUUGACUGGUUUAAAAGGCUUUAAGCUUUUCUAGGUCAGAGGUUUCCCUGCCCGGAGGAUUAACUUUGAAAAGAGGAGUCAGACUGAGAUGGUCAUAAGCUGCUCAAGGGCAUUAUCUCACUGCUGUUUAAAUAAUAAUGUCAGAAUUUUAAAUUGUUACAUACAUAACUAUACCUCUGUGGUUUAAACAUUGAUUGUCUUUAAGUGUUGAUUUUAAAAUGAUGGUUUGUGAUGUCUUUUGCUAAUUCCUUCAGAUUUGUUCUUAAGCAGCUCUCAACAUUUGAAUAGUAGUGGUGCCAGGAUCUAUACAGUGGACACGAUCUAGUAGUGCUGCAGCAGCAUCAGUAUUGGGACUGAAACACUUGGCUUUCCCAUCCUUGUUGAAGUGCAUUGACUAUUCAUACAGGGUAUUUUACCUUCGUACCAAGCCAGCUUCAUUUCUAAUAUGUACUUAUAAUCCUGUGUUCUUUCUACUUUUUCUUCUCUCACUGGGAGGUGAGUCGAGUUUUUGGUGAGGAAAGGCACAGCACACUUCCUUGAUGCUGACUUUGGGCACAGCUGGGGUCUGUCACAGCUCAGUGGUGCUCACUACAACUCCCAAGAACAGAUUUGCUCAGACACUCAAGGCAUCAGUUGCAGACAGGAAAGGAAAGAAAGUUUUUAUCUACAUAUCACCUAAAUAUCCACAUAUGACCUAGAGAUAAGAAAAGUUAUUUACUGGCUUGGUUUAAUAAUGUGAAUGUAAUUGGUUGGUUGGUUGGUUUGGUGUUUUUAAUACAAAUUCAAAGAUACAUUAAAUUUUGGAGAACUAUCUGUCCCUGCAAAAUAGUCACAUCUAUUGUUCUUUAAUACUGUAUGUAUGUAAGGUAAUUUGAGAGCAACAUCUUAGCAACAGCAGAGUCAUCAUAAAAAUAAAGCUUAAUUCAGUAAAAAAUUGUAGUUGCUACCUGAGGUCUGGUUACUUCCUCCCACAGUGGCCGG
This is a messenger RNA of Colius striatus (speckled mousebird), 6468 nucleotides long. RefSeq names its product protein phosphatase 1 regulatory subunit 21 (gene PPP1R21). The record is from RefSeq and is a predicted model, not a curated record. Lineage: Eukaryota; Metazoa; Chordata; Aves; Coliiformes; Coliidae. Gene Ontology annotation, cellular component: early endosome; membrane. The transcript is spliced from 22 exons. The coding region runs from base 82 to 2421 and encodes 779 amino acids.